Molecule: messenger RNA, 1564 nt
Organism: Sphaeroforma arctica JP610
Lineage: Eukaryota; Ichthyosporea; Ichthyophonida
Exons: 6
Source: RefSeq, a predicted model, not a curated record
AACAGAUCGGUGAAGCAUACCAAGUACUCGGCGAUCCCGAAAAGCGCGCGACCUACAAUGUGAAGGGCAAGGACGCCGCCAAACAAGGACAACAGGCCAUAGACCCUAAACUACUAUUCUCCGUCAUGUUUGGAAAUAAGAGUUUUGCACACCUCAUUGGCGAUCCCGCUCAUACGAUGGACAGUAACCUAGCAACAGCUUCUAGUCCCGAGGAGAAAGCGGCUGAGAAGGAGAGGAUAGCGUUGAUGCAGCAGAAGCGAGAGACCAAACUGGCUCAGAUCCUAACCGCUCGCAUCCAGAGCUAUGUGGAAGACGCCGAGAAAGCAGAGCAACUGGAGAGUCGAUCCGCGCGCAGAGAGACGUUGGAGAAUGUGGAGAAAAAGGUGCGCAAGAGCGCCGAACUAGAGGCCAAUGUCCUCAAGGGCGAACUAUUCGGCCGGGAUCUGCUGAAUGUCAUUGGGUACAUCUACGAGAAGAAGGGCAAGAUGAUGCUCGGCAAACACCACUCCCCUAUUGGUCUGCAGGGGUUCUUCCGAGGAAUGCAAGAGAGUGGGCACAUGUUCAAAGUCAAACGGAAGGUGUGGCAAGGUGCGGUUGAUGCGAGUUUAGAGGAGCAAAAGGCACGCCAUGUGGGACAGGAGACGGUGGACGAAGCCGAGCAGCGCAACGCCAUCUCCAUGUUGGGUAUGUUGUGGCUGGCGUCUGUGGUUGAUAUAGAGACCACGCUGCGGAAAGUGGUGACUCUCGUGUGCACUGAUGAGACCGCCACCAAGAAGGCUCGCAAGCACCGUGCGGAUGCGAUAGUGGUUAUCGGUGAGGUGUUCAACAAGGCAUGAACAGUGUAGCAAGACAUAUAUAUAUAUAUAUAUAUAGUAGGUAGGUUCCGGUGACGGAAGAGUUGUCUCAAUGGCUGGACUUGGUCCAAUGUAGGCCCGAAUUUUUCGCGAAUAUGCGCCAGUUUGAACCGGUCUGUACGCUGACUCCUGCACACACUGGGAACAGCAUAGAACUUAUAACCUCAAAUGUAUUGCUAUAGGCGUAUCAGUACACGCGAUGUAUAACGAUUGGUAUCGAAGACUUUUUGCAUCGAAUAAAUGCAUUCAACAAGCAAAGCAGGCAUUGGUAUAGAUGCACACUACCUUUGACAUCAUGAUUAGUUUAGCUUAUGCACUGUGCUUCAGUUGGUCAGCUGUCGUCUACCAGUCCAGUGGUAGCACCCAACCACCACUCUGUUGCCGAGUCUACAUCGUUACUUGAGUACUAGGGCUGACUGGCGUGCUGUAAGUAUGAUAGAAUACACACGCACGGUUGCAAUUAAAGUAUACUACACUUUAUUCUGUAACGAGAUAUACGGGGAUGGAAACUAGAUAACACAGGCCUUAACCCAUCCGCGUAGCAGGGGUCGAUGAAUGUGAACAAUACUAAAUCUAUACAAGGAUAUGAUUCAUACAUACGACCAACCUAUAGCUGGAGCUACUUGUGCUAUUUGACGCUUGCACGGCGUGUACGUGUAUACAACUGUGGUCAGACUGUAGAGUAGUGGACCCAUUUCCAAACAGUCGGC